Messenger RNA from Medicago truncatula (barrel medic), 351 nucleotides. RefSeq lists its product as uncharacterized. Lineage: Eukaryota; Viridiplantae; Streptophyta; Magnoliopsida; Fabales; Fabaceae. Gene Ontology annotation, molecular function: nucleic acid binding. The coding region runs from base 1 to 351 and encodes 116 amino acids. The record is from RefSeq and is a predicted model, not a curated record. The transcript has a single exon. Gene Ontology annotation, biological process: DNA integration.
AUGGGAAAACCUUGGCUGUUUAUAGGUUCGACUUUGGAUAUAAUUGGUGGAAUUCAUCCUGCUUCAUCUAGAGAUCAUCACUUUAUUCUAGUUGGAAUAGAUUAUUUCCCUAAAUGGAUUGAAGCCAUUCCUUUGCCUAAGGUCAUCCAGGAGAUUGUGAUUAGUUUUAUUCAAAAUCAUAUUCUUUAUAGAUUUGAAAUUCCUGAAACUAUCACUACGGAUCAAGGAUCAGUCUUCAUUGGUCAAAAAAUGGUUGAUUUCACCAACCAAAUAGGUUUAAAGUUGCUCACUUCGACACUAGGAGGCGCUAUAAUGAUGAUAAAUGGGGAAACGCAAAGGAUUCAAAGAUGA